Molecule: messenger RNA, 2217 nt
Organism: Gryllus bimaculatus (two-spotted cricket)
Lineage: Eukaryota; Metazoa; Arthropoda; Insecta; Orthoptera; Gryllidae
Source: the annotation of a GenBank genome assembly
UCCGCUCCGCGCCUUCGCUGCCGUCGCGUGUCCCGUUCGUGCCCCACGUCCGUCCGCCAGCCCGUGCGUCCGCACGCCCGCGCCGCCGCAGCCGCAGCCGCCUGUCAGUUUCGCCAGCGCUCCUCCUUCGCCCCCCGCUGCUGCCAUGAUGUCGGCGGCCGAGAGCCAGCCGCCUCCGCAGACCGCCGCCAAGACGGAGAUCGGCGCGCAGGCCUCCUUCCCCAAGAUCAACAUCGAGCACUUCCGCACUUUGCCCGGCAUCGUCAAACUAGUGCAGCUGGCGUUCGGCAUCAUCUGCAUGGCCUGCGCCUCCCCUGCCUAUCUGCAGGGCACGCACUGGUUCCUGUUCGUGGCCACGGUCAGCUUCAUCACCACGCUGCUCUGGGUGUUCGUGUACCUGCUGUCGGUCCGCGAGGAGCUUAAUCUCCCAAUUAACUGGGUGCUCUCGGAGCUCAUGAAUACAGGUGUGGAUACCGUGCUUUACUUCAUCGCGUGCAUUGUGCAGCUGGCAGUGUGGGGAGAGGUUUCACAUCCGUACAGAGCAGCUAACAUCACCGCUGGAGUGUUUGGCAUCCUGAACACGGUCGCGUACGGCCUGGGCACCUACUUCCUGUUCGUGCAGUGGAAGAGCAGCCGGACGCCCACCAACUGAGCGCGCGGCGCUCGCGGGCGCCGCCCAGCCUCCGCCCCGGGCGCCCUUCGCGUCGGCCGAGCCCGCCCCUGCCCUCGGCCCUCCGCCACGGAGCCCGCGGCCGCGCCUCCGGCCCGACGAAUCACUGCCUCAACGAGUGCCCAGCGCGAUGUGACGGCUGAGACGACGUCGCCGUCGUAGCUGCCGUCGCAGCUGCCAUCGUCGCUGCCGCCGCCGCUGCCGUUGCUUCUGCUAGUGUCGGCGCCGCCUCGUGGAUUCAACGGAACGGAACCAUUGAUUUUUUUUUUCUUUGUUUUUUUUUUUUCUUUUCUACCGUUAUCGCGGCUUACUUCUUGCAGUAUCGCGACUUACUUCUUACAAUAUCGCGUCCUUCUUCUUGCGAUAUCGCUAUUACUUCUUGCACUAUUUACUUCGUGCGAUAUCGCGACUUACCUCUUGCGAAAUCGCGACUUACGUCUUGUGAUGCCGCGAAGAUCUUGAAAUGUCGAGAGGAAUCAUCGUGCUACAUCGCGAAUCGCUUCGAGCUGAAAGUGACGUGCCCUCCAACCAGAGUGGCCCUCCAACCAGAAUUCGAGUGUUUGUGAAAGUGCCUUAAGUGGUGAUGCUUUUCUCUUUUCAUCAUCUUUUCGAUGGUUUCGGAGUUGAGGUCUGCGCCGCUUAGCAGAACACGGACUAUUUGCAAGUAGCGGCAUUGUAAUAUAGUUAUAACUCUCCAGGUACAGGGUUAUUUGUAAUGAUUCGUUCAACUAUUUGUAAAUCCACAACUUAGUUUUAUGUCGUGCACCAUAGGAGAAUUAGUGUAAGUUUAGACUGAACGUUUGUCAGACAGUACAUACUUUUUUCAUCUGUCUAAAAUAGUAACAUAUGAUUUUGUAGUAUUUCACUACUACAUCAAAGUUUGGACAAUGAAAAUGUUGUGUGUUUAGAGUUGUAAUUAUUAAUACAGAAACUGCAACGUUUCGAAGUACUUUACACUUUUUCUGGAUGUUGUUUUCACUUGUUCAAAAAAUAAACAACAGGUAAUUAUAACAAUUACGUUGUACAAAAUGAAGAGUUUCAGUUAUAAAUGUUAUAAUGAGAACCAUCACUUCACUGUUUGAAAGUAUUUGUAGUUUUCUUGACGUUGUAAAUCAUUAUAAGUAACCCACAUAGAAUAAAUAAUGUUAAUGGUAUUCUACAAGUAUCUGGCUGUGUAGAGUUCUCUACAUGACAUUGUAAAUUUAUAUAUGAAGUUCAUUUACGUUCAUUGACUGACAUGGAAAGGUUAGAUCUGGAGUAUCUGUGUAGCAUGUAGUAACAUGUGUUCAACAUUAUUUUCAAAAAAAGGCAUCUUACAUUUUAUAUUCAGUCACGAACUCAAUUACAGCCAGCUUGUCCAUAGUUGUGUACUGUGUAUUAAACGUAUCUACAGUUGUUUUGUAUCAACGAAGUUCUGUAACCUGCUCACUUCAUGCAAUAAAUGAAUGUUUUUAUUUAUAAUAUUUCAAAAUUGAUUGUAUUGUAUAAAUAUUAAUAAUUGAACAUAUAACUAUUAACCCAACAAAAGUAAAAAUAUAAAAACGAAU